Messenger RNA from Microthlaspi erraticum, 1191 nucleotides. NCBI's taxonomy places the organism in Eukaryota, Viridiplantae, Streptophyta, Magnoliopsida, Brassicales, Brassicaceae. The record is from the annotation of a GenBank genome assembly.
AUGAAGAGAUCUUCAGGGAAAAAGGAUACAACUUUCUUAGAGCAAUUGAUUCUAUACGCCGCAAGCGCUGCAUUGAGCAGCUUGGUUCUCUACGUGGGUCUCCGCCAGCUUGACCCGAAUCGCGACGCAGCUAAAAAGGCUCUCAAGCAUAAGAGAGAGCUCGCCAAGCGUUUGGGUCGUCCUCUUAUCCAAACCAAUCAAUACGAGGAUGUGAUAGCUUGUGAUGUGAUAAACCCACAACAAAUAGAUGUUGAGUUUGAUUCCAUUGGAGGCUUGGAAUCAACAAAGCAAUCUUUGUAUGAGCUUGUGAUUCUACCAUUGAAAAGACCUGAGCUUUUCGCUCAUGGGAAGUUGCUUGGUCCUCAAAAGGGCGUUUUGUUGUAUGGUCCUCCUGGAACUGGGAAGACGAUGCUUGCCAAGGCUAUUGCCAAGGAAUCUGAGGCUGUUUUCAUCAAUGUCAAGGUCUCGAAUCUUAUGAGCAAGUGGUUUGGUGAUGCUCAGAAGCUUGUGGCUGCUGUGUUUAGCUUGGCGCACAAACUCCAACCUGCGAUUAUCUUUAUCGAUGAGGUCGAUAGCUUUCUUGGCCAGCGUCGUUCGACUGAUAACGAAGCAAUGGCGAAUAUGAAGACUGAGUUUAUGGCUUUAUGGGACGGAUUCACUACAGACCAGAAUGCGAGGGUGAUGGUUCUUGCUGCAACGAACAGACCUUCAGAGCUAGAUGAAGCGAUACUGAGGCGUUUCCCUCAGGGGUUUGAGAUUGGGAUGCCUGAUUGCAAGGAGAGAGCUCAGAUACUGAAAGUGAUCUUGAAAGGAGAGAGGGUGGAGCCAAAUAUUGACUAUGAUCGUGUUGCUCGGUUGUGCGAAGACUAUACCGGAUCAGAUAUCUUUGAGCUCUGCAAGAAAGCAGCUUACUUCCCAAUCAGAGAGAUCCUUGAGGAGGAGAAAAAGGGCAGACAAGUCUCUGAGCCAAGGCCAUUGACACAGAAAGAUUUGGAGAAGGUUCUUGCUACAUCAAAGAAGACGCAGGUUGCCGCAAGCGAGUACUCUGGUUUAAGCUCGGUUUCGAGAAGCCCUAGGGAUAGAGACGAGGUCCAAGCAGCAAUAAAUGGCAUCUCAAAGCUGUUUGUGUCUCGGAUGAUGAACAGUCAGUCGGAUUCAAACCAGCGUGAUUCAGAAGAAGCUUCGGAUUAA